Pieris napi is the source of this 1341-nucleotide messenger RNA. RefSeq lists its product as uncharacterized. The record is from RefSeq and is a predicted model, not a curated record. The transcript has 4 exons. Lineage: Eukaryota; Metazoa; Arthropoda; Insecta; Lepidoptera; Pieridae. The coding region runs from base 268 to 1248 and encodes 326 amino acids.
UUGACAUUUGACAAAUGCAUUCGCUACCGGCACCAUGAUCAUGAACCAUGUACGGAACUUUAAAAAAUUGUUUUUAUAUUUUUACUCACAAAAAUAUUUAUUCAAACAACCUGUUAAUAAAAUCCCAGACUUUAUCCCAGAUUUAAGUUGAUUAUAAUACGAUACAAUGUCAGACGAAGAUAAUGAGGAUUUACCUUCAAUAUUAUUUAAUGACAAUAGUAAAAAGUCGGUGGGUAAUAUUUAUCUUUUAAUAAGGGAGACUUUUCAAUGCCCUCUGCUGAUAUAUUGGCAUCACAAAGAGCAAGAGAGCAAGAGUGUAUGCAAGAGCUUCAAGAUCUGAGGUCACAAUUUGAGAAACUGGAUUAUAAAGGCCAAUUAGUGAGGCAAGCAAGUAACUCAAGUGGCUCAGAAAGUGAAGCUUCACUAACUACAGCUGCUGAGGCACUACAUGUAGAGCAAUUUGUGCAGCAUGCUGUGCUUGCUCCAACUCCUAAUACCUUGUUGCAGGCCUUGCUUGGUGCCCCUAUAUUGCAGCCUUAUGACCUUUCCCUGCUGAACUACUCUGCACUUCUACUAGAAACUAAUGAUAAGGAGCUCAUUUUAAAUACUUUAAAUCAAAUAGUAUUAGAUAUCAGGCAGUGCAUAAAAAGAGGAACUCAGAGUGAGAACUUGUUACGAGAUGAAGAUACUAUAGUACUAUGUUGUUGGUUGUGUGCAUCUAGUAUGUGGAAUGGCCCUCAGCCUUGUGGCUCAAAUGCAGUGCUGUCAGAGCUGCUAAAAGUGGCGGCACCAACUGUAGUAGAAACAGUAGCAGGUGCUUUGACCACAGCUAUGCAAGAACCUCAUGCUCUAGUGGAAGCCAGUGAUGCAGUAUGGGGACAUACUUUAGGACAGAGAUGCCUUGCUGGCCGCCUUCUGGCUGCUGCCAUGGAUGCACUAGUGCCUUGUAGUGACUCACUUGCCUCACCUUCCCUUACCGUAAGUGUGGUAUGUGGACGACUACGGUGUGUGUGGCGUGAGCUAAAUGCAGAGAAACGCCAUGCCGCGCUUAUGGUGGCAGGGCGGGUAGCGGUUCUUGCUGAGCCUGAAAUUGGUGAACUUAAGGCGCUGCGGGAUUUGUUAGCCCUCUCAAUGCAGGCACCUGCCCUACCUUUGCGGCAGUCCCCAGACUAUCUUCGGAUCCAAGUUGCAGCUUCAAGAUUACAGAUACUAUUUGAAGUGAACAACUUACCAACAAUAGACUCUUAAGCCAUUGCAAUAUUAAGCAUCAAUAAUUGUCGAUCUUUAAUAAAAUGAAGAAACAUUUGAAAUACUUUAUUAAUAAAAUUUAAACAAAUUAAA